AUGUCAAUCACUGUGCUUGGUGUCAGCCGAAACAUGGCGGACUACAAGGAGGCACCUCUGGCUACUCGGCCGAAAACAUUGGACCCAGCGGAGUAUUUUAAUGUUUCUCCGGAGUAUCGAAGGGCUGAAGAGGAACGCGCUUCGAUAAGAGCUCAGCUGAAGCGGCAGUACCAGCUCCAGCUCAACAAUCCCCUCCGAAAAGAGCUCAUUGAGGACCCUGCCCUCACCCGCUGGAUAUUCGCACGUACCGAGGUAUAUAACCACUUCAGACCAUCGCCCAAAUCAUCGCUGAUCGCCGGCUUGGUUGGAGUCGUCCCACUUUUUGUGCUGUAUUAUGUACUGAAGACUGACAGGGACAAGAGGGAGCAGCAGAUAAAAGAUGGAACUUACCAGCGCCCCUACAGACUUUCAUACUGAGCACUCGCUUGUAUUAUUACUUUAAUAUUAAAUUUACUUGUAACUAAUAAUAAAUUCCCUUUAUUGAAGGACA
Molecule: messenger RNA, 490 nt
Organism: Trichomycterus rosablanca
Lineage: Eukaryota; Metazoa; Chordata; Actinopteri; Siluriformes; Trichomycteridae
Product: NADH dehydrogenase [ubiquinone] 1 beta subcomplex subunit 4-like
Exons: 3
Coding region: 1-417 (138 amino acids)
Cellular component (GO): mitochondrion
Source: RefSeq, a predicted model, not a curated record